UGUCACACACUUUGCGCCUCCUCCCCACCCCCAAAACCUCGCCGUGAUCCGGUGGCCCGUGGAUGCAGCAGCGCGGGCGAUCCUUCAACCGCCGUUCCCGGAGCUUCUCGCGCGCCCGCCUCGCCAUCGAGGGGUCUUAGUCUUGCACGCCCUCUCCCCCGCCGCCGCUAAACCCCCCCCCCCCCUCAGACCUCUAAAAUCUCCCUGAACGAACUGUUCCUGCCGAGAUGGACGUCGCCGCCGCCGCCGCUGUUAACGGAGUGCUUGAGGUGGAGGAGAGGAAGGCGCAGAAGAGCUACUGGGAGGAGCACUCCAAGGACCUCACUGUCGAGGCCAUGAUGCUCGACUCCCGCGCCACCGAUCUCGACAAGGAAGAGCGCCCCGAGAUAUUGUCUUUACUUCCUUCAUAUGAAGGAAAAUCAGUAUUGGAGCUUGGUGCUGGAAUAGGCCGCUUCACUGGAGAACUAGCAAAAACAGCUGGGCAUGUUCUUGCAAUGGAUUUCAUUGAAAGUGUGAUUAAGAAGAAUGAAAGCAUAAACGGCCACCACAAGAAUGCAUCAUUUAUGUGUGCAGAUGUCACAUCUCCUGACUUGAUGAUUGAGGAUAACUCCAUUGAUCUGAUAUUUUCAAACUGGUUGCUGAUGUAUCUUUCAGACGAGGAGGUUGAGAAGCUAGUAAAAAGAAUGGUAAAGUGGUUAAAGGUUGGUGGCUAUAUCUUCUUUAGGGAAUCUUGUUUCCAUCAGUCCGGAGACUCGAAGAGGAAAGUGAAUCCAACACAUUACCGGGAGCCAAGGUUUUACACUAAGGUGUUUAAAGAGUGUCAAGCUCUUGAUCAAGCUGGGAAUUCCUUUGAACUCUCUCUACUUACUUGCAAGUGUGUUGGAGCUUAUGUGAAAAACAAGAAAAAUCAAAACCAGAUAUGUUGGCUAUGGCAAAAGGUUGAUUCGACAGAAGAUCGGGGAUUUCAAAAAUUUUUGGACAAUGUGCAAUACAAAACCAAUGGAAUAUUGCGGUAUGAACGCAUCUUUGGAGAAGGUUUCGUGAGCACUGGUGGAAUUGAGACUACAAAAGAAUUUGUGGACAAGCUGGAUCUUCGACCUGCACAGAGUGUGCUUGAUGUUGGAUGUGGAAUUGGGGGUGGUGAUUUUUAUAUGGCUGAAAAGUAUGAUGUUCAUGUUGUUGGUAUCGAUCUUUCGAUAAACAUGGUUUCUUUUGCACUUGAGCGUGCAAUUGGGCGUAGCUGCUCAGUUGAGUUUGAAGUUGCUGAUUGCACCACAAAGACAUACCCAGACAAUACGUUUGACGUCAUCUACAGCCGUGACACUAUCCUUCACAUACAAGAUAAACCCUCCCUGUUCAAAUCCUUUUUCAACUGGCUCAAACCUGGGGGUAAGGUUCUAAUUAGCGAUUACUGCAAGUGUCCCGGGAAACCUUCAGAAGAGUUUGCAGCUUACAUUAAGCAAAGGGGUUACGACCUUCACGAUGUCAAGGCUUACGGAAAGAUGCUCGAGAAUGCUGGUUUCCAUGAUGUCGUUGCCGAAGACCGCACCGAUCAGUUCCUCAAUGUUUUACAGAGGGAGCUUGCUGAAGUUGAAAAGAAUAAAAAUGAGUUCGUCUCUGACUUCAGCCAGGAGGACUAUGACGACAUUGUGAAUGGUUGGAAGGCAAAACUUCAAAGGAGUUCAGCUGGUGAGCAGAGGUGGGGGCUGUUCAUCGCGACCAAGUGAUGAACCUAGAUGCCGCAGCCUGGGGGGGAUUUUGCGUGAAACUUUUGAUGUUGGUGUUGGGAAAUAAUCGGGUUCAUUCCGUGUGGCCAUUAGUUAUUAUUUUUGUUGCCCGUUGUUUAAUUCCAUGCAGCGUACUUUGCGUGAAACUUUCGAUGUUGGUGUUUGGAAAUAAGAAAUAAAGUUCUCCCCCAUUGUUUUCGACU
This is a messenger RNA of Oryza brachyantha (malo sina), 1930 nucleotides long. Its product is annotated as phosphoethanolamine N-methyltransferase 1-like. Gene Ontology annotation, biological process: phosphatidylcholine biosynthetic process. Bases 228 to 1727 code for a protein of 499 amino acids. NCBI's taxonomy places the organism in Eukaryota, Viridiplantae, Streptophyta, Magnoliopsida, Poales, Poaceae. The transcript is spliced from 12 exons. The record is from RefSeq and is a predicted model, not a curated record. Gene Ontology annotation, molecular function: phosphoethanolamine N-methyltransferase activity.